Thermochaetoides thermophila DSM 1495 is the source of this 723-nucleotide messenger RNA. Its product is annotated as nucleobase, nucleoside, nucleotide kinase-like protein. The record is from RefSeq and is a predicted model, not a curated record. The coding region runs from base 1 to 723 and encodes 240 amino acids. The transcript is spliced from 5 exons. Gene Ontology annotation, cellular component: cytoplasm. Lineage: Eukaryota; Fungi; Ascomycota; Sordariomycetes; Sordariales; Chaetomiaceae.
AUGGCCACCAUGGAUACCAAACUCAACCAGUUAGUUGACACAGUGUGGGCAAGGUUCCAAGAAUGGCCUGGAACCAAGCGAUUCUUGAUUGUCAUAGGUGGCAUCCCCGGCUCAGGCAAAACUACCCUAUCUCUCCACCUCACAGCCGCUUUGAAUGCUCGCUGGUCGUCCGAGCAUUUCGGUUCCCCUCCCAUCGCAGUAUUUGUCCCAAUGGACGGUUUCCACUACACCCGUGCCCAACUAGACACGUUCCCCAACCCAGCCGAAGCGCACGCUCGUCGCGGGGCAGCCUUCACAUUUGACGGGGAGGGGUUUGUGAAUCUGGUAAAAAGGCUUGCCGAACCGGUGACUGAAAGCACAGAGACAAUAUGGGCGCCGGACUUCGAUCAUGCUGCAAAGGAUCCAAGAGAGAAUGCUAUUGCUGUGGAGAGACAUAACAGGAUUGUGGUAUUGGAGGGGAAUUAUACCCUCCUCAACAUCCCUCCUUGGUCCCAAAUCGCCCCUCUCUCCUCCCUAACCAUCCUCGCGACUGUCCCCCACGAAGUUGCUCGCCGCCGACUCGCGGCACGUCACUUACGCGCUGGUAUCGUCGACACACUCGAGGCAGGCGACCGAAGAGCAGUGGAAAACGACUUGCCGAACGGGGACGAGAUGCUUGCGAAUGUGGUGCCGGGAGUAGAUGUUCUGUUUGAGAGUGUGGAUGAGGAGGGAUGGGGGAGUUAA